UACCCAGUCUCCUGACCGGGUCCUUUUCAAGAUGGCGGUCGAAUUUGACAUUUUUUUGCUUUAAAAGUUUGAAAGGAACUUCAUAGUUUUCGCCUGGGAAGAUUUUGUGUUUUGAAGUUUUUUGGGGCAGGAUGCCUUUCAUAAUAAUAUGUGGUUAUCCUGCAUCGGGAAAAACGACAAGAUGUAGUGAACUUCAGGAGUAUUUUACUCAAAAACACGGCAAAGGAGUCGAGGUUAUUAACGACGAUAUGCUAGAAUUCGACAAGAACACCGUGUAUUCGUGUGAGUAGAGACUGGUGGAGGGAAAUUAGCGAGCUCAAUGGAUUGUAGUAUGCUUUCAUAGCACUAAAUAUGGCCUGGAAUAUCAACAAAUGCCAGAAAAGUCUUUUAACUAGUCCAGUCUCGUGAGUCUCACCCAUACGGAAACCCUGGCGUUUGUGGCCCAGCCCUGGUUCUUACCUUGAUAUAUAGAACUAAAUAUUUCUUUCACUCUCCCCCGUCCUCUGUUCCCCUCUUAUAUCUCCAGCUACUAAGCUCGAUAUAAAUGCCUCCCCAUCUCUAUCUCUUCUUUAUAUGGUGUGUCCAUAUGCCAUCAACCAACUGUGAUUUCAGAACGAUGUACCGAACAUCUGCCAGAAAGAGCUUGAUUGUUCCCUGUAGAUACUAUAGAUUCUCUUCCCGAGGCUUUCUGUAUUCAUUAAUUUGGACUGUUGCCCCGUGUGGCAGUGUUGGAGUGAUUCCCAAAAAAAUUCUAUCAUUCACUGUACACUACAAAUCCAACUUUUUCAUGUUUUCAAUUCAGCAUCAGCAAAUGAGAAGUCUGCGAGGGGGUCAAUGAAGUCAGCAGUCGAAAGGUAUAACAUAGAUAAAUCUUGAAAUUGUGGCACACAAGCUCGACUGCACGCCAAACGAUUGUACAGGUUUAACUAAUUUGUACAAUAUUUACUUUGCUCAAAAAAGAUUGAUGUCAAGAGAUAUUGUUGUUAUACUCGACUCCUUAAAUUACAUCAAAGGUAAAUUUGAAAAGCGUUUUCAUUUGUAUACAAAAUUUUCAGUACCAACGUAACCUAACUUAAUUUCGUGUCCAGGUUAUAGGUAUGAAUUGUACUGUUCUGCCAAGGCACACAAAACACCGCAUUGUGUGGUGAGUCUCGCAUUUUGGGUAAAAUUACCAGAGCCUUGUUAAUCAGUUAAAACAUUACCAGUAAAAUGAUCAUAACGGGUACAUUUGAAUUAUUACAAUUAAGAUUUACUGCGAAAGCUCAAAAGAAAAUUGCAUUGAAUGGAAUAGAAAACGGGAUGAUAAAUACAAUGACGAACUGUACGUAUUAUCACAAGAACUUUAUCCUGUAGUGAUUUGAAAGAAGGAAAAUUGUUUUAAAAACAAUGCAUUAGCCCAUCGUUCUUUCCUAAGAAUAAAUGAUGAUGAUCUUUUAUUUCCCAGAAUGGAUGAACUGGUUAUGCGUUUUGAACCACCUGAUUCCAAGAAUCGCUGGGACUCACCCCUGUUUACAAUCCAGGCAAGAUUAAGGCUACGUUGACACUAUACCAGAUAGCUUUCCGUAGCGACGCGAAAAAGCACCUAUCCGAUACGGAAUGUACAAUCUUUCAGAAGCUGAGAGAAACAACAUCUCUCCGUUGCAAUAAUUCCUCUGAAAAUAGUGUUCCUAUAAAAGGUAUGGAUAGGUGUCUUUUUCGCGUCGCUACGGAAAGGUACAAGUGUAAACUUAGCCCAAGACUAAGUUUAGAUUAGAAGUUGUUUGGAAAAAAUAAGUCAUUUUCGUGUAGCCUACAUUCCUAACACCAUAAAUCAUGUAUGUAGGUUGACGACACUCUACCUUUUGACGCCAUAUAUGAUGCUGUUAUUAAUCGGAUCCCGCCGCCACCAAAUCAAUCAACACAAUGUGUAGGUAGCAUUGUAUUAUCCAUAUCAUGGUUUGCUUUGCCUUUCAACUGUUUUCCAUCUCUUUACCAGCAACCGUUAUCAGCUACGAAUUUUCUCAACGAUCUGGAUAGAAAAACGCAAGACGUUAUUACAGUAAGACCUUUUGUGACCGAAGUACAUAACAUGUGCACAGCAAUGUAAACAUCUUAGGACUCAAUUACACUAUCAGAGUUUUUUCAGUAGAUUAAGUACAGUUUCAUCAAAGUGUCUAACAGUGUAAACUUCUUCGACUCCCUUGGUUGAUGCAAAAUUUUUGGCACAAUUUUCAUAAAUGUUUUGACAACAUGUAUCAAAUGGUUUAGAAUCUUAAACUUUCAAUUUUAGGCGAUCUUGGCAGCACAAAGAACAAGUCUUCCUGGAGAGCUCAUCUCUAUCCCUGGAUCUACCAACAAGGUUGCCAUGCCAUUCUUGGUUAUAACGUUGCUACUCAAUUACUGUCGUUCCAAUUGAAGUGUUGCUCAAAUAUUGAUUCAAUACAUUACCUCGGGUACCCUGGAUGCCAGAGCCUUCGACAGUGAAUAAUAAAUUGAAACGUCGCGAAGGCUCUGGUUCAACGGGGCGAUUCUCUGAUUAAACCACGCCAAUCACAAAACAGAAUUAGUGGUUUUAGUACAGAUUCUGUAAUUGAAUCAAUAUUUGAGCAACACUUCAAUUAGAACGACAAUAAGCAUUUUAAAACAUUCGCAGUACGUGUUUUAUCAGACCUAAAGAUACUCGGCUUCGCCUCGUAUCUUUAUAUCUAAUAAAACACUGCUGCUCAUGUUUUAAAUAGUACAUAUCCAGGCAUCUGAGGAAACCAAAGUUGUGAAAUUGGGUGUAAAUUUGUCUAUUCCUAUCUGCAUCUCCUCAAACAAGUGAGAAACUAAUAGCUCUGAAUUUUCACUUGUGUAACUUAGGUGCAUUUUCAACGUCACGUGACAAUGGGUGAGCUCCGUCGGCUAAGGAAACAAUUCAUCACCUACUCUAAGAUGCAUCCGGUUGAAGAUACCAGCAAGCUUGGAAAUAUGUUUGUGGAUUACCUUAACAGCACGGUUACAUGAAGUAUCCAAGUUGGUUGGGACGCCUUGUUGAUAAUCUGUGAAUAAUCUGCAAAAGAACUAUAGACCACCUCUGCAAACAUGCACGUUGUCAAAUAAUGAGAUAUUGUUGUGCUGAGAACAGAUGAAUAUGCAAUUAAUUAAAAAGACAAGGAAUAAAUGUUUUCUUUUAUACCCAGAGUAAUUCUGUCAUUGUUGUAAGCUGGCUAAGCUGGUGUGUUUUGUGUCUGAACUACCUGAAAAUGACUGAAAAUACUUCCAGCGCUUCAAGCCCUUCUUUGGGACUUCAAAGCGUUUUUAAUCAUUUUAAGUCAGACACAAACCAUGCAGCCACGGUAGCUUAUUGUGAAAUAACUACCUACACUCAACCCUCACAUCUGAGGUACCUUUUUCAAGUAGUUCCGACACAAACCACGGCAGCUUACCAUUACUCUAUACCUCUUUCCUCCGCAGAAACAGCGGCUCCACUCGUGUUCCAAGAUCCGCCAUGUGAAGUGUGGUGAAAUGUAUCUCAAUACUAAUCGUAUAAAUCAUAGCCAACUAAAGCCUCUGCGGAGGAGAGAGACUCUAUACCAACAGGCCACAAUUUGAGUGUGUUAGAAAUUGAUACUAUAUUUUCUUGAUUCUGACUGUUAUAUGUGCAUUGAAAUGAUAUUAAAUUAAAUAAAUACAAAAUUGAUUUUUCCCAAUUAACAUGAAUUGUCGUUUGUCUAUUAAUCAGGACCGAUUCUCGGCCCAUUGUCUACAAAAUAUAUUAUCUGCAAUCCUGUUGCUUUUUUUGAAAUUUAGUGUGACGUUGUCAACGAAUUAAAUUCGACAUCUAAAACCGACGAAAGAGUGAUAGUCUGAGUUUAUGUUGUGUUGUACGUAAAUGAGUUUGUUUAAAUAUAUCGACGUUACAUCGGUCAGCCUCACGACCAAAUUGAGACUAACCGUACAAUAAUUCUUGGCAAUCACCGCAGCAAACGAUUCAUUUCAGUUCAUUUCCUAAGCCCAUCCAUUUGUUAGGUAUCAUUAAGAAAUAGCGUUGCAUUGCCUCGCAGAAUCUCUCUCGGUAGAGUUCGGGCGAGACUACAGUCGGCAUUUUACCUUGUCCUCCGAGAAUACCUGUUGACUUCACGUACAUCUCCAGCUUUUUAUCCCACGUGAAUGUACGGAUAUAAUCUAGAGAAAUAAAAAUAAAUGGCUGAAUAGAUGGGAAGAUACG
Molecule: messenger RNA, 4189 nt
Organism: Paramuricea clavata
Lineage: Eukaryota; Metazoa; Cnidaria; Anthozoa; Malacalcyonacea; Plexauridae
Source: the annotation of a GenBank genome assembly